This is a messenger RNA of Venustampulla echinocandica, 1926 nucleotides long. RefSeq names its product putative cyclohexanone monooxygenase. NCBI's taxonomy places the organism in Eukaryota, Fungi, Ascomycota, Leotiomycetes, Helotiales, Pleuroascaceae. The transcript has 2 exons. Bases 1 to 1926 code for a protein of 641 amino acids. The record is from RefSeq and is a predicted model, not a curated record.
AUGGCUUCCAUGCUAUUCAACGCGAGUGGUGUUCGACCACGGUCUCCACCCUCGGGCCUUGCCAAUAUCCUAAAUAAAGCCCACCCCCUAAAACUUCAAGCCCAACAGAUUGAUAUGGAAGCCAUCAAAUCCAAAUACGAGGCAGAGCGAGCGAAGCGCUUUCGCAAAGACGGCGUGGCGCAAUUUAAGACCCCAAAAGGCUCCUACUCCCGUUUUGCAAAGGACAUGAUCACACCACCGUCAGCUCCUCGAGAUCCUAUUACAUCCGAGACCAAGGUUUUGAUAGUGGGCGCGGGCUUUGCAGGAAUGACCACUGCUGUCAAGUUGAAGAAGGAUCAAGGCAUUGAUGACUUCGUGAUUCUAGAUAAAGCAAGUGGUUUUGGGGGAACGUGGUACUGGAACCAAUAUCCGGGAGUUGCUUGUGAUGUUGAAUCAUAUCUGUAUCUCCCCUUCCUCGAAGAAACGGGAUAUAUACCAGAAGACCGCUUUUCCUAUGGUCCCGAAAUUCGCAAGCACAUGGGAAGGAUUGUGUCAAAGUGGGAUCUAGCGAAACAUGCCCACUUGCAGACUGAGAUCACCUCCAUGUCCUGGGACGAGUCGAUUCGUCGCUGGCACGUUCGUACCAACCACUCGGACCAUUUCAUUGCACAAUUCGUUGUUCUCGCCACGGGAACAUUCCAUGAGCCAAAGCUUCCGGGGUUGAGCGGAAUCCAGGACUUUCAGCGGCCUCAUUUCCACUCCUGUCGGUGGGACUACAGCGUCACUGGAGGAUCCCCUGACAACUGGAACAUGACCAAGUUGGCGGACAAAACGGUCGGAAUCAUUGGAACUGGAGCAUCUGCUGCCCAGCUGGUACCACAGUUGGCUCGGUGUGCGAAGAAGCUGUUCGUCUUCCAACGAACGCCGUCAUCAAUUUCCCUACGGGAGAACUUUAAAACAGCAAGCGAUCCAUACAUGGAUGUUGCUGAGGUUGCGAAACAGCCCGGCUGGCAACAAGCUCGGAUGGAGGAGUUUGCCAACAUCGUUCAGGGUGCCAUCUUGGAUAAAGACUGUGCUGCGCUGGAAGGUCUGGAGGCUAUAACUCCACGAGCACUCUUUAAACAAGCCGAGCAGGCUGGCGUGAAAUUGCAAACCGAGGAGAUCCCAGAGUUGCUGCAGAUAGCUGAUUUCGUGCUCAUGGAGAAACUUCGCAAAGUCAUUGAGGACACGGUGACAGACAAGGAGACAGCGGAAAAGUUGAAACCCUGGUAUCCGUUCAUGUGUAAGCGGCCGGUCUUCCACAACGACUACCUGGGUGCUUUCAACAAGCCCAACGUCGAGCUCAUUGAUACGGAUGGCAAGGGGGUUUCGCAUCUCACCGGGACGGGCGUUGUCGCCAAUGGCCACGAACAUGAGGUCGACUUGCUGAUAUACUCGACCGGAUUCGACUACGAGACCGAUGCGAACUUCCAUCAGCGGACAGGUAUUGAUCUUCUCAGUGCCAAAGGAAAAACACUCGACGAGACGUGGGAGGAGCGAGGGGGUCCCCUGACCUUGUUCGGCAUCCAUUUCCGUGACUUCCCCAACCUAUUCAACAUUGGUCCAUCGCAGGCUGGUGUGACUGCGAACUGGACACACACUGCCUAUGUGGCCGGCGAACACAUUUCCAACGUUAUCUCUAGUAUCCUUCGCCGAGGGGAGGGCAAUUUGGAAUCUAUUGAACCAACUGAGGAAGCAGCUGAAGAUUGGGGGAAGCAGGUCGAUGAAGGGCAUGAGAUGAGGCUGCAGUUCAACAAAGCCUGUCCGCCUGGAUACUACAACAAACAGGGGAAGCCUGAGGAGGUUCCAUCCCGCAUGGCAUACUAUCCUAAGGGUAUAAUAGAGUGGCAGAGUGUGAUGAAGAAGUGGAGAGAGGAAGGUAGCUUCCAGGGAAUGGAGAAGCGAUAA